UAAUGUGUGACUGAAAGUUUCCACUUCAAAGACAAAGCUCAGACUGAGAAGCAAGCAGUGGACACGGUGUAGUGGGAACAGAAGUUACUGUAAUCAUAACAGCACUCUGUGCAUGUACUUUCUAGAUCUGCAAAAAGAUGGCAGAGAUACCUGUCACUGGGUUUCCAGGCAUCACCGACGAUUAUUUCUACUUUCUAAUGUUUGACCCUUCAUUGGUUUCAACAUCUUGUGAAACAUCAGGCGUCAGAAACUUUGGGAAGAUUUUUAUGCCCUGUUUUUAUUCAGUUGUAUUUCUGACAGGACUUCUGGGGAACUCUUUGGUUGUUGUGAUAUACGUUUACUAUGAGAAGCUGAAGACCGUGACAGAUGUCUACAUGAUGAAUCUGGCGAUUGCUGACUUGCUCUUUCUCUGCACCCUGCCAUUCUGGGCGGUUGAUGCAUACUCUGAAUGGAUUUUUGGAACUUUUAUGUGCAAACUUGUGAAUGGUGCAUACACUGUCAAUCUUUACAGCUGUAUGCUAAUACUCACCUGUAUAAGUGUCAACAGGUACAAAUCUAUUGUUCAAGCAACAAAAAUGCUUAAUAAUGGAAAGAAAAUACUUCACAGUAAGUUAGUGUGUGUGAGCAUUUGGGUAUUUGCAAUCAUUUUGACUCUUCCAGAAUUCAUACUAAGCAAAGCAUAUUCUGGAUUACCUGAUAAAACAAUCUGUACUGUAGUAUAUCCUUCAGAUUUCAGUAGUGUCAUCAAAGUAGGAGUGUAUGUAACCCAGUUGGUAGUGGGAUUUCUGAUACCCUUUCUGGCCAUGAUCAUUUGCUAUUCAGUCAUCGCAAAAACUCUGCUCCAGGAUAAGGGGUUUCAGAAGCAGAGAUCAUUAAAGAUUAUCGUUGUAGUUGUAGUUGCAUUUGUGAUUUGUGAGCUGCCAUUCAGCAUUAUUUUGUUGAUGCAAACUCUACAGAUCUUCAGUGAAGAAAUUCCUAGUUGUGAAUACACAGUGAAUGUAGACUAUGCAAUUAUUGUAACGGAGAGUUUAGCAUAUCUACACUGUUGUCUCAAUCCUAUUCUUUAUGUAUUUCUUGGUGUGAAGUUUAGAAAUAGUUUUCUGAAGAUUUUAAAAGAUAUUGGCUGUAUCAGUCAAAAACAAAUGGCUGGGCUUCUGAAAACUGAGUGUGAGACAUCACGACCUGUCUCAGGUGUAUCCGAAUCAACAAGUAUACAUCCUUUAUAACAGAUACUGUUUGUACCAGUGUUGAUUGCUGGAAAUGGCAUUAUAAUUUCACGAAAGGUUUUCCCAUUGGAAGGAUAGGACCAGCUCUAUUUACCAAAGAGUAGCCCCUAGGCACCCAUAUUCCUGCCAUAAAAACAACA
Messenger RNA from Chiloscyllium plagiosum (whitespotted bambooshark), 1366 nucleotides. RefSeq names its product C-C chemokine receptor type 9-like. Gene Ontology annotation, cellular component: external side of plasma membrane; membrane. The record is from RefSeq and is a predicted model, not a curated record. Gene Ontology annotation, molecular function: C-C chemokine binding; C-C chemokine receptor activity. NCBI's taxonomy places the organism in Eukaryota, Metazoa, Chordata, Chondrichthyes, Orectolobiformes, Hemiscylliidae. Gene Ontology annotation, biological process: G protein-coupled receptor signaling pathway; cell chemotaxis; immune response.